AUGGCAAUGGUAAACAACCAAACACUAUGUUUCACAUGCAACAAAGAAAAAAUAACAUAUUCUUGUGAAGGAUGUUCACAACGAUUUUGUUUUACUGAUUUAGCAGAACAUAAACAAAUAUUAAAUGAUGAACUAAAUCAUAUUAUUAAUGAUUAUGAUCAAUUUAAGCAAACAAUUAAUGAACAAAAACGAAAUCCACAAAAUCAUUCAUUAAUAGAACAAAUUAAUCAAUGGGAAACAAAUUCAGUUGCAAUGAUUCAACAAAAAGCAAAAGAAUGUAGAGAAAGUGUCAUUAAAUCAUCGCAAACAUUUAUUAAUGAUAUUGAAAUGAAAUUUAAUGAUUUAAGUGAACAAAUACAACUACUUCAUAAAGAAAAUGACUUUAAUGAAAUUAACUUAAACUAUUUAACUAAUCAAUUAAAAAAAAUUACAGAAGAAUUAAAUGAUCCAUCAAAGAUUUCUAUCAAACAUGGCUCACAUUCAUUUAUUAAUGAAAUUUCGAUUAUUUCGUUAAUAAAACCAAAAUUUAACAAAUGGAUACAAAAUGCAAUCACUGUGGCUGGUGGAGAAGGGAAAGGACAACAAUUAAAUCAACUCAAUAGCCCUUAUGGGAUCUUUAUUGAUAAAAAGAAAAAUAUUUUCAUUGCUGAUUGUUAUAAUAAUCGUAUUGUUGAAUGGAAAUUUAAUGCAAAAGAAGGACAAAUUAUUGCAGGUGGAAAUGGGCAAGGAAGUCGAAUGGAUCAAUUGGAUCGACCAACAGAUGUAAUUGUUGAUCAACAAAAUCAUUCGAUCAUUAUUGCUGAUUAUGGAAACAGACGAGUGAUUCAAUGGUUAAAUCAAAAGCAACAAGUUCUCAUUGACAAUAUUGACUGUGUCGGCUUGGCAAUGGAUAAAAAUAGAUUUCUUUAUGUUUCUGAUGUUGUGAAGAAUGAAGUGAGACGAUGGAAAAUGGGUGAAUACAACAAUGAAGGAAUUCUAGUGGCAGGUGGAUAUGGAAAAGGAAAUCAACUUAAUCAACUGAACUGUCCUACUUAUAUCUUUGUUGAUGAAGAUCAAUCUAUUUAUGUAACAGAUAGAGACAAUGAUCGUGUGAUGAAAUGGAGAAAAGGUGCAAAAGAAGGAACAGUUGUGGCUGGAGGAAAUGGUCAUGGAGAAAAUCCCAUUGAAUUGUACUUACCUCAGGGAUUAAUUGUUGAUGAUUUGGGUCAAAUCUAUGUGGCAGAUAAUAAUAAUCAUCGAAUAAUGCGUUGGUGUGAAGGAAAAAAAGAAGGUGAAGUUGUUGUUGGCGGAAUUAGUAAAGGAAAUCAGUUGAAUCAAUUGAAUUAUCCCACACGUUUAUCUUUUGAUGAUAAAGGAAAUCUUUAUAUUGCUGAUUAUUUUAAUCAUCGAAUUGAAAAAUUUGAAAUAGUUUUGUGA
Adineta steineri is the source of this 1416-nucleotide messenger RNA. The record is from the annotation of a GenBank genome assembly. NCBI's taxonomy places the organism in Eukaryota, Metazoa, Rotifera, Eurotatoria, Adinetida, Adinetidae.